GUAUAGUACUAAUAAGAGGGGCCUAAAAGCAAUGUAGUUAUAUUACUGCUUUCAAGAUUUGUUUUUCUGGCAUUGUAAUAGCGAGUGUUGGGAUGUGGCAAAGCAUUGUUAAUAGACUCGGCUGUAUACUGUACACCAUUACGGAGACAUCCCAUCUCAUCGAAUUUCUGCAGGGAAGAUUUGGGGCUCCACAUCUUGCAGUACCUGAACAGGGGUUCAAAGCUUCAAAUCUCUCCAAUCCCUACGAAGCAGUGUCUUGUCCCGCGCGCGGUCGACAUCUUCACUUUUCCCUCGCGGGUCCCCGGGUGAACUCUGCAGUCCGUCGUUUUCCCUUUUCUUCCUCCACACCCAGUUGCCGCUUGCGCAUUUCCAAUCCCUCAGUUUUACCUUCAAAGUUCACCAACUGCGCUCGUUCCCUGAAGCUCUGGUAACUGUCACACUUUACCCGCAGCGACAACGAUAGCGACGGUGACGGCGACGGCACGCGCAAUGGCCGCCAACGCGACAACCUCGCCUUUGGCGACCAUCAAGUUUGGCGCCGCCAGCGUGGCUCCCCAGCUCGAAUAUGUCAUCGACUAUGUCUCCAACGCCAGCACGUGGACCAUUCUCGCGACAAUCCUCGCGACUCUCGUCGUCUACGACCAGUUCCGUUACAUCUUGAAUAAGGGGUCGAUCGCCGGCCCAUCAUGGAAGAUGCCCUUCAUUGGGCCUUUCCUCCAGUCCGUGAACCCCAAGUUCGAGGAGUACUACGGGAAGUGGCUCAGCGGUCCCCUCAGCUGCGUCUCCGUCUUCCACAAGUUCGUCGUUAUCGCGUCCACCCGUGACAUGGCCCGGAAAGUCUUCAACUCGCCCGCUUUCGUCAAGCCCUGCGUCGUCGACGUCGCCCACAAGCUGCUCGGCGCCGACAACUGGGUGUUCCUCGACGGCAAGGCGCACGUUGAGUUCCGCAAGGGUCUUAACGGCCUCUUCACUCGCCGCGCUCUCGAGAUCUACCUCCCCGGUCAAGAGGAGGUGUACAACCGGUACUUCAAGGAGUUCGUCGCCACCACCAAGGAGGCCGGCGGUGAGCCCGUUCCCUUCAUGACGCACUUCCGCGAGGUCAUCACGGCUGUCUCCUGCCGCACCUUCGUCGGCCACUACAUCUCGGACGAGGCCGUCAAGAAGAUCGCCGACGACUACUACCUCAUCACGGCCGCCCUCGAGCUCGUCAACUUCCCCAUCAUUCUCCCCUACACCAAGACGUGGUACGGAAAGAAGGCGGCCGACAUGGUGCUGGCCGAGUUCGCCAGGUGCGCUGCGAAGAGCAAGGCCCGCAUGGCUGCCGGUGGCGAGCCCAACUGCAUCAUGGAUGCCUGGAUUAUCCAGAUGAUCCAGUCUCAGAGGUGGCGUGACGCGCAGGCGAAGGGCGACACCGAGGGUGUCGAGAAGCCGACGCACAUUCUCCGCGACUUCACCGAUUAUGAGAUCUCCCAGACCGUCUUCACCUUCCUCUUUGCCUCCCAGGACGCCACGAGCAGCGCCGCCACCUGGCUUUUCCAGAUCAUGGCUCAGCGCCCGGAUGUGCUUGAUCGCGUGCGCGAGGAGAACCUGAAGGCCCGCAACGGGGACAUCAACGCCGCUGUCGACAUGGAUCAGCUUGAGUCCAUGACCUACACCCGCGCCGUCGUUCGUGAGCUGCUGCGCUACCGCCCGCCCGUCCUCAUGGUUCCCUACGUCGUCAAGAAGGCGUUCCCCAUUAGCGAGACCUACACCGCUCCCAAGGGCUCCAUGGUUAUCCCCACCACGUACAUGGCCCUGCGCGACCCCGAGGUCUAUGAGAGGCCCGACGAGUUCGACCCCGAGCGGUACUUCACCGGUGACGCCGAGGUCAAGGGUAUGAAGAACUACCUCGUCUUCGGCACCGGGCCCCACUACUGCCUCGGGCAGCAGUACGCCCAGCUCAACCUUGUCCUCAUGAUCGGAAAGGCGUCGCUCCUGCUCGACUGGAAGCACCACGCGACGCCCAAGUCUGAGGAGAUCAAGGUGUUUGCGACCAUCUUCCCUAUGGACGACUGCCCCUUGACGUUCGAGAACAGGAAGUGGUAGAGGUUAGGAUGGGAUGGGAGUGGUUUAGAAGAGCAUGCGCUCGCGCGGCGUUGCAUUGUGGUAUAGACGUUAAUUAAUUGGGAGGGAGCCAGUCAUUGAUGGGGCCACACGAGGUCCCGACGGUCUACCGUCUACCAUGGCAUCAAUGAAGGGUAAUGAUAUACGGCUGGCUUGGAUGUGUUAUGGUCCACCAGCUAAGGGGGGUUGGGGGGUUUGGGAAUGGCCACGGUCGGCCAACGACCUAUUACCAUUGUAAUCUUUAGUCUGUACAUACCUAGACCCGUAUGGUCCGUAAUGAAACGAUGAUGAGAAAGCUUGCUGAGAUGAGAGAGAAGGGAAGAUGUUGGGAUAGGUGAGAUGAGAAGGAUUGUUGUGCAGGUCGUGGGCUUCCGUCUCGCCUGCGGUGGCGUCUUACUGGACGCAGUCAGCACCCCC
Molecule: messenger RNA, 2520 nt
Organism: Chaetomium fimeti
Lineage: Eukaryota; Fungi; Ascomycota; Sordariomycetes; Sordariales; Chaetomiaceae
Product: cytochrome P450
Exons: 5
Coding region: 490-2085 (531 amino acids)
Biological process (GO): sterol metabolic process
Molecular function (GO): monooxygenase activity; oxidoreductase activity, acting on paired donors, with incorporation or reduction of molecular oxygen; iron ion binding
Source: RefSeq, a predicted model, not a curated record